Molecule: messenger RNA, 816 nt
Organism: Fonsecaea multimorphosa CBS 102226
Lineage: Eukaryota; Fungi; Ascomycota; Eurotiomycetes; Chaetothyriales; Herpotrichiellaceae
Exons: 1
Coding region: 1-816 (271 amino acids)
Source: RefSeq, a predicted model, not a curated record
AUGAAUCGCAAGCAGCGGCGGGCCAAGGAGACGGCGACGGCGACGGCGAGGCCGACCACGAUCAACAGCGCGGAUGACAUCCCGCUCGCGAGACCGGAUAGGGGUACUACCACGGCGACGACGACAACGGAACAACACGGCCAUGAUGGCAAUGGCAACGGCAGGACCAAGACUAAGACGCUGCUCGAAAUCGCGGCGGAGAGACAGGCUCAAUUGUCGGGCGCUGGCGCGAAGGGCAUUGACGCCCGUGCCAUCCAGCCGGAGAACAUUGUGCAGGUGAAAAUCGGGAAGCGGGGAGAAAUCAUCCCAGAAUCGAACUCGUCGGUGCUAUCGUCGUCAGCACAACCACAGGAGCCCGAGGAGGAGUAUCCCUGGCUCGACACGCUGCUGCUUGCGUCGUCGCUCAGCGCCGUGCACUUCACCCUCUCCGUGCUGGCCAUGCACCAGUACGCCGAAGAGGUGCGCUUCCGACCGUUGAUCGUGCAGACCGUCUUGGUCGCCUUUCCCACGCUCUCCAUCUUCAUCGCCCUCUUUCACGGACACCUCUUUCCCCCGUCGCUCGCCAACAUUCCCGCCUCGGUGAAAUACUGGAUUGUUCUUCUCCGGUCCAUCAUCUACGUGGUCACAGCGAACGUGGCCGGGUGUUACUUGAUCCAGCUGACCAAUGAUAAAGGGUACUACGCGGUCAUGAAGGACGCGCCGGGAGUCGGCACCAUCUGGGUCUGGGCGGUUCUGGAGAUGGGAUUGCUGGGGGCACUGGCUGGAGUGGCAGGGCCGGGAAUUUAUGCUUGGUGGUUUGGAUACGGAAUUUGGUGA